UCAACGUGAUGGCUAAAUUAAACAAAAACGAACGAACGGUGGAGGAAGAGAGAUGGGAAAGGUUAGUUCCGGUUCCAUCUUCAGAGGAGCGAGCGAGAGCGAGAGCGAGAGCGAGAGCGAGGCUUUUGUUCUCCCUCCUUUCCUUGUUCCUCUUCCGUCCUCCUUCGUUUCUGGUGGACGUGGACCCCACACCGGCGGCGGCACUCCCACGUUAACAUACAUUAAUCAUGUCUGUUCAACAGCCGCCAUGUGCCGCCCCGCUGCAAAACACCACAAUGGUGGCUGUUGACAAAGACAAAAACAGUGUUCAUGCUUUCCGCUGGGCCGUUAAUCACCUCGACAACCCCAUCAUCAUUGCCGUCCAUGUCAAGCACAAAAACUUUUCUCAUCAUGUCACCAAUGUGUUUCCACCGGACGAAGAGGAUGUAGCCAAUAUUUUCAAUACCUUGCGUGGAAUGUGUACCCGCAAAGCUGUCAAGAUGAAAGAAGCCGUAAUCGAUGAUAGUGAUGUUGUGAGAGGACUUUUAGAGUAUGCAAACAGGAAUGCCAUACAUAGUAUCGUGGUCGGUGCAUCCACAAAAAACCCUUUGAUAAGCCUCAAAAAAUUUAAAACCUAUCAGUAUCAGGAUAUACCAACAGCCAUGAUCAAAUCAGCCCCAGAUUACUGCUCUGUGUACAUAAUUUCCAAAUUGAAGAUUGUGUCAGCUCGAUCAGCGGUACGGUCAAUGUCAAAAGGUUUUAUGGCACCGAAACAACUUCCUGUGCAGGCAUGCCCACCUAGUGAACCAGAAGGUGGAUCAGUAAGGGGACAACCACCAAGAAGUAGGAGUACUUACGAAGGACCAGUAGAACCAAUGAGAAUACAGGCACGUGAGAGGCCAAGGAGUGCGGGUAGUAUGUCAAUAGACAUUAACAUUGAUGUACACACUCAUCCACGACAUUGGUCAAUGGAUGAAAGAGAAAUUGCAGGGCUUGUGACAAUGGAUGUGACUAAGCAAGAUUCUAUUCCUGAUGUAUCAGAUUCCUUCGGGACAUCAGGUCCUCAGUCCUCAAAAGAGCUUGAAGCCGAGAUGAAAAGAUUGAGGCUUGAACUGAAGCAAACUAUGGACAUGUACAGCUCAGCUUGCAAGCAAGCAAUCUCAGCCAAAAAUCAGGCAGAACAAAUUCGUCAAUGGAAAAUGGAAGAGGACCGUAAGGUUGAGGUAGUUAGGUUGUCUCAAGAGGCAGCUCUUGCACUGGCAGAAAGGGAGAAGAUUAGAGCCAAAGCUGCAUUGGAAGCAGCUGAGGAGGCCAGGAGGAGGGCAGAACAGGAUGCACAGAGAAGAAAGGAUGCAGAGAUGAAAGCCAGGUUAGAGGCAGAAGAGAAGGAACGUGCAUUAUCUGCGUUGGCUCAUAACGAUAACCGGUAUAGAAAAUACACUAUAGUGGAGAUUGAAGCAGCCACAGAAAAGUUCUACCCAUUAAACAAAAUUGGUGAAGGUGGAUAUGGACCUGUGUAUAAAGGCCACCUUGAUCACACCCCAGUUGCAAUCAAAAUUUUAAGGCCUGAUGCUGUUCAUGGCAUGAAGCAGUUCCAACAAGAGAUUGAGGUACUAAGCUGCAUUAGACAUCCGCAUAUGGUCCUCCUCCUCGGUGCAUGUCCUGAGCAUGGGUGCUUGGUGUAUGAAUACAUGGAUAAUGGAAGCUUAGAAGAUAGAUUAUACCGAAAAAAUAACAGCAGGCCAAUUUCAUGGAGGAAACGGUUCCAAAUAGCUGCUGAGAUUGCAACUGCACUCCUCUUCUUACACCAAAACAAGCCAGAGCCUAUUGUGCACAGAGACCUUAAACCAUCAAACAUUCUCUUGGACAGGAAUUACGUGAGUAAAAUCAGUGACGUUGGUCUGGCACGGUUAGUCCCCGCUUCUGUAGCUGAUACUAUGACACAAUAUUACAUGACUUCCGCUGCUGGAACCUUUUGUUACAUUGAUCCUGAGUAUCAACAAACGGGAAUACUAACAACAAAGUCAGAUGUAUAUUCUCUGGGGAUAAUGCUACUGCAGAUAAUCACAGCCAAGCCUCCCAUGGGACUUGCUCACAUAGUUAAGAAGGCAAUUGAAAAGGGUAGGUUUGAAGAGAUUCUUGACCCUGUGGUCACUGAUUGGCCAGUGGAAGAGGCUCUAUCAUUUGCCAAAUUAGCAUUGAAGUGCUCAGAACUCAGCAAGAAGGACAGGCCAAACCUUGCAACAGUUGUGUUGCCAGAGCUUAAUAGGUUAAGCGAACUUGAAUUGACUUUACACAAUGAUCAAGUUUUUUACAGUAGUGAAGGUGUGAUCAAUAGCUAUGCCGCUUGCCCUCCCACACCUCCAAGAAGUCAUUACUCUGACUCAGAGACGUUAUAUACGAUCUAGCCAUCUAAGUUCGUGUAUGGACUUACUCAUCAUGUACAAAACAAUCAUAAUGUAAUCCAUGCAAUUCAAAUUGUUCAAGAAUUUUCAACUGAAAGGAGUCAAAAUCAAGACACCAAUACAUGGUUUCUAGAAUUCUUUCCAGUUGGAAAUCUUUUUUUCCCUUAACAAUUGUAAUUUUUCAUAUGAUUUUGAGUAACUAGCUAGGAGGUAAUAUCUAAGGAUGGUGUUGGGGAAUUUAAAGCUACUCCAAGAAAGGAAUAUUGCAGCUGUUAAAGAUGGAAGAUGACAGACUAAGAGCACCAAAAUUCAGAAAACGAAUCCAUGAAGCAAAAAGAAAUCAAAUUAUAAAUUAUUCAACUUGGAAAA
Messenger RNA from Glycine soja, 2753 nucleotides. RefSeq names its product U-box domain-containing protein 35-like. Gene Ontology annotation, molecular function: protein kinase activity; ATP binding. The transcript has 8 exons. NCBI's taxonomy places the organism in Eukaryota, Viridiplantae, Streptophyta, Magnoliopsida, Fabales, Fabaceae. Gene Ontology annotation, biological process: protein phosphorylation. Bases 228 to 2387 code for a protein of 719 amino acids. The record is from RefSeq and is a predicted model, not a curated record.